Molecule: messenger RNA, 490 nt
Organism: Pyrgilauda ruficollis (rufous-necked snowfinch)
Lineage: Eukaryota; Metazoa; Chordata; Aves; Passeriformes; Passeridae
Gene: ERMN
Product: ermin
Exons: 1
Biological process (GO): regulation of cell shape; actin filament organization; morphogenesis of a branching structure
Cellular component (GO): paranode region of axon; filopodium; internode region of axon
Molecular function (GO): actin filament binding
Source: RefSeq, a predicted model, not a curated record
GAGGAGGAGGAGGAGGAGGACACCGAAGAGGACGAAGUUCAGGUGAUCGAAAUGAAGAAGGAGAGCGGCGGCGCGCCCCGCCCGCAGCAGCCGGCCGGCGGCGAGCCCGCGGGCAGCCCCGGCCACAACUCCCCGCUGAUGGAGCAGCCCGGCCUCGGGAAGAAGAACGACAUCUCCAGACACAGCUAUUCCAGGUACAACACAAUCUCCUACCGGAGGAUCCGUAAAGGAAACACCAAACAGCGGAUCGACGAGUUCGAGUCCAUGAUGCACUUGUGAACUGAGGGGGAGUGCCUAACGCACCGAGCCUUUGCUCUGGCUCGGUUUUAUCUUCUCCCCCGAAACGUGUCUCUUCACACAACACGAGGUCACUGCUUUUCUUCUUUUUGUAUAUGAUUUAUAAUACACUGUGAAAAUUUAACAUCUUGGCUUUGACGGGGGCAGAGGCAUCCAUAGCGCAGGAAAAUAAAUAAUCAGUUUGCUAAAUACA